AUGUUGCGAAUUCAUGAUCCCAAGCCCACUAUGCACUUUUACAUUGAAUUGAUGGGCAUGCGCACCGUCUUUGUCCAAAAUACUGGUCCAUUCACGGUAUAUUUCCUUGGGUAUCCACAAACACCAGCACACCGAGCUGACCCAGCGGCAUUUUCCCAUGAUACGAUGGCCGUUAUGUCGAACACACUUGGCCUCUUGGAGCUUGUCCACUACCACGGAUCUGAGGCGCAAAAAGAGAGCAUUAUAGUCCCUGGUAGUAGACCACCGCAUCUUGGGUUUAAUCAUCUCGGUUUCUCUGUUCCGGAUGUGGGAGCUGCAGUUGAAAGACUAAGGACAUCUGGAGUCAAGGUGGUGAAAGACGUCAAUGAAGGUCCAAAUGACGUUAUCCCGUUCACAAAGUGGGAACACAAUGAUAUGGGACUUGCGAAUGGUGCUCUCGAUCCCAAGUUUCAAACGAUUCUAAGCCAGAUCGCUUUUGUUGAAGAUCCGGUCAGUAGACAACCCAUCGAUUCUGACCAGUCAUAA
Molecule: messenger RNA, 525 nt
Organism: Neoarthrinium moseri
Lineage: Eukaryota; Fungi; Ascomycota; Sordariomycetes; Amphisphaeriales; Apiosporaceae
Exons: 1
Coding region: 1-525 (174 amino acids)
Source: RefSeq, a predicted model, not a curated record